GACAGAGUCCGGACGCAACUCUCGGCCAUUUUGCGAACACACCACCUCAGGUGGGCCGAGUUUAAGAUGAUCAGACCCCAUUUGUCUGAAACUGAUAGGGCUGAUCGGGGUGGAAGAGCGACGGGCUGGAACCAUGGAGUCGUCCUCUGAUGAAGAGGAGGUGCGCACCUUCGUCCAAGUCAUGAGUGAGAAAUACAACCCAGAGAAUUUCCCCUAUGGCCAAGGAGUAAUGGUUCUGUCCAGCCCGCCAGGAUCCCCCGUCAAAGAUCGCCUGUUCUUGCCCAGCAUACUGGUUCUGAAUUACGGUGGAAUCAGUAAAGCCGGUGACAGGUCAGACAUCGCAGCUUUCUGUGCCCAUGUGGUAGAGCUGGACCUGUCCCACAAUCAACUUAACGACUGGGUAGAGAUCUGCACCAUCGUUUCCAACAUCCCCCACCUGGACUUCCUCAAUCUGAGCAUGAACCCUCUGAGCGGCGUAGAGCUGGAGCCCAGCAUGGCAGAUGUUUUCUCCAAGAUCCGCCACCUUGUCCUCAUUAACACGCGCGUCAGCUGGGACACCGUGCACACACUCACACAGCAUACACCAGAGCUUGAGGAGCUUUUCCUGUGCCUGAAUGGCUACAACACCGUGUCAGAAUCCCAGACGUCCUGUCCGUCACUACGCCUGCUGCAGAUUACAGACAACCAGCUGCGGGACUGGGCAGAAGUGAGGAAGUUUGGGAUGAUGUACCCAAGUCUGAGCACACUGGUGUUGGCCAAUAAUACUGUGGACUCUGUGAGUGACACUCAGGAAACACUGCAGUGCCUCUUCCCCAACCUGCGCAGUAUCAACCUUAACAACUCAGGGCUUAGUAAAUGGGAGGACAUUGAAAGGCUGAAUUUCUUCCCUAAGCUUGAGGAAGUCAAAGCAAAGGGGAUUCCUUUAUUGCAGUCUUACACCGCCCACGAGAGACGUAGCCUCCUCUUAGCACAGCUGCCAUCUGUAAUGGUGUUGAAUGGGGGUGCAGUGUCUGAUGGAGAGAGAGAGGAUGCUGAGAGGUUUUUCAUCAGGUGCUACCAGGACUGUCCAGAACAGGAGCUUCCUGAGAGGUACCACGUCCUGGUAUCCAAGUACGGUCACCUGGCCCCGCUGGCGGAGGUGGACCUGAGCCCCCGCUGCACCACGGUGGAUGUUCGCUGGGGCGAGAGGGUGGAGGCCGUCAGCCUUCAUCUGGAGCAGACAGUGGGCGACCUGAAGAAACACCUUAAAGCUCUGCUGCAGCUGCCCACCAAUGGGAUCAGGCUCUUCUACAUCAACCGGGAGAUGUGUUCGGUCUUGGGACCUGAGGAGUUGAAGUACGGCUGCCGGGCCCUCCAUUCCUACAGAAUUCGAGAUGGGGAUGAGAUUCUAGUAGUGCCCAAAGUCAAAAGUCGCAGCAGCUCCUCAGAUCUUUGAGUCAGGAGGCUCUCUGGUUUUGGAUGAAUGGGACAGGAAUUUAUGAAAUUAGUUAAUGAACACUGACUGGAUACUAAGCUUUGACUUGAGCCUUUUUAGAUUAAAAAGGGUGAAAUUUUUCAACCUUGAAUGUAACGAUGUUUGCUGUCCAACGUAUUGAACAAAUUUAUAAUAUAUUUGCACAUAGGAUUUCCACAUUCACAAAGACUGAGUGCAAGUCACACAUUUCUGUGCUUUAGUCACUUGAGCUAAGACUGCAGUUUGCAUCUCAUUUAUGAAAAAUGGUAUGCAAAUCCAGACGUGGCACAAAUAGUCCUCUGAAUGAAAAUACAGCUGCCAUAAUUACCAAUUGAACGCACAAAUUGCACAUUGAUUUUAUAUCUAAAACCAUUUUAUAAUUGGAGUGUUGUCUGAUUAUAUCUGAGAUUUUAGCAUGAAAAACUUCCCCUUCCUUGCCUGACAUGCUGGUGACACUACUGCACCAUGCAUGGCACUUAUUAGUAUGUACUUUAGUAGUGAAACAUUUUUAAAUUGGGUGGCAAAAUUUAUUAUACACAAGUUCAGAUGGAAAUUGGAUUUUAAAAAAUACCAGCUGCUGUGCAUAAGUUCUGUAGUUUCACUGUUCGUUGUGUUUUCAAAAUACCUUGGCUGGCUUUUCUGCACCAUAAUCAGCAGCUCUUCGAUGUUUUCUCUCCACUUUCUGCUAGUAGAAGAUUACUCUGAGGCCUGUUUACUGUAAGCUGUGAACAGUGUCCUCCGGCAGCAGUGAACAGUGGAACUUUUUAUGCCUGCGAGUAUACAGUUUGGGUGAAAAUCAUUCUAAACCAAUCUACUGCUUAAAAGCCAACACAGUGGUAAACAAUGAACCUUGCUCAUGCAGCAGUGAUUGCAGCCAAGCUGACUUCAAUUUCUGCACGUUGGUAUCGCCGAGUGUUUGUGAACUGGGUGCAGUCUACAUUUGCAUCACAUACAAAUAAUUAUUAUGUGGGUAAAAAGAAUGAAUGAAUUUUAUUAAUAUUUUCAUGAUUAUGACUGGCUCAAAGAGGCUUUGUUUUAUCUAACCUUUAUUCAAGCAGAGUAGAUUUGCUAAUGAGAACGUUCUUUUCCAGGAACAUGAGUGUGUGCUUAAGUAACACAAAUCUUUCCGUGCUUCUUCCUGUCACUCAGAUCGUUCUCUUUCCACAUGACUCUUGAUAGCAGUGAAAUAUCCUGGGAUAACCCGCCGAGCUGAAAUCACAAAUGCAGUGUGUUGGGGAUAGUGUAGAGCACAUGGUCAGUCAAGACGCCCUGGCAGAAAGACGAGACACAUCUGAGGUGAGCGUGGGUCUGGGAGAGAGAAAAGGAGGAGUGUUGAUGCUCAAGUUACUGCAGGUCUGAAUGGAGCAGCUCUCUCUCCCUGCAGAGGCAGCGGAGAAACGGCCCAGUCUGUAUGGUAACCACACACCAGCCGCUGUGUCAUGAACACUUCCGCUGCAUUUAGGUUAGAAUGGGUUCACCCAACAGACUCUCGCCCCUCACCCAUUCACCUCAAUCUCUCCUUUACAUCCGUCGUACAAACCUGACACUUUUAGUGUCUGCUGUUUCACAGGAUGUGGAGUUAUGAACCAUCGCUCACAUUGGCAUUGAUUGUUUUCAAAAUCAAAGAAAUAUAGAAAAACACGUUUUCCACUGCAGGAAUUUAAGAGCCCAUAACCCGGGGCUUCUCUUAACCUGAACUUUUAAGAACCCUGUGAAGCUUAGGUACUAGGUUGUUCCUUGCAUUUCCACAUGUAACUAUAGGGUCGCACAUGCUCACAGAGGAUCCAACUCCCACAUUUUCAUAAUGUGUGGUGAGGAGAUUGAGAUAUGAGUUUAUGCACCAAAAGAGAGAGGAAGAAUUUACACAUUGUGAUCCUUCUUCUUUUUCCCCCCGCUUGGCUGUGUGGUGUAUCCCCAUCUCAAACCACUGACUCACUCUCCCUCUGAAUGUCCUCUCCCCAAAUACUAAUGAGGGCCUGGACAUCUUCAUUUGUCCAACAAGCGUUCUUCAUUAUCUGUUGUACUGGUUACUGCUGUUGUGUUUGUUGCUGUCGUGAUGUGAUCAUACAUCUAGUUGACCAAUAUUGAGCGGCAGCACUGCUGGCAACCCCUAAAAGUACUUGCCUUUAGGAUCACCUCCUGAGCAGUGCUGAAGUUGACUUCCCGUAGUCCAAAGACAGGCAGGUCAGGCUGAUCGGAGACUCUAAAUAAAAUAUGUGUUGAUGUUUCAUGUUCCCUGCCUUUUGCUCAAUGCAAGCUGGGAUAUGUUCCAGCCUGCCUGAACCUGAACAGCUCAAACAUUUCACCAUAUGUGUAUUGCAUGUAUGCAGUGUAAAUUGGGCCAAAUAUCAAGUGCAUUUGUUGAUGAAAAGAUACUAAAAAUCAGGAAGGUCUUGCACAAGCAAUCUCUUUUAAAUAUCAGAGUUCCAUGAAUGCAAAGUAGUUUAUAUUUGGAUUGGGUGAAGUGAGCUGCCAGGAAAAAAUGUUUCUCUUAAACACAUUUAUACCAAUUAUAAGGGAAGUUUAGCCUUGUGUUACCGAAAGAGUGUGAAAAUGUGUUGAGGUGUCGUCAUCCUGUGGCAGCCUUACAGUGCUGUCUGGAUCGCUCCUCUGACACAAACUUACUUUGUGUAGUAAAUAACUGGAGAUCUGUUUUGGGUUUUUCUCUGUCACAUACAUUAUAUUAUAUUAUGAUUGAGUGCUCACAUGGGAAGUAAUGGGAUGAGCGUGAAGCGUUAUGUUUCUGAAGUGGAUCGUGGUAAGUUGGUGGUUUGCAUGUUCUGAUAUUUGAUGUUUGAUUUAAAAUGUGUAUGAGAUCAUUUGUGUGUUAUUUCAGGGAACCAAUGUUGUUUAUGGGCAUUUGUAAUUUAGACACUUUUAACAUAUUAUCUGUGCUCCUGUCACCCUCACCUUUAUCCCUCUAUAAUACCAAAUACAAAGAUUAUUUACAGAUUUAAAAAUCUAAAGAUAGUUGCUAAUCUGUUAUACAGUUUGCCUUGUGUUGUUUAGUAUAUGAUGUUUAAUUUAUAUCAUGUUUGCUUUCUGUAGUUUCUUAAAAUGUAUAUAUUGAUAUUUUCAAUGGUAAAUGCUUGUUUUCUUUCUGGAAAUCAUAAUGCCAUUUCUCCACCUGCACGGUAUAAUACUGCUUCCACUUCUCUUAAAGAAAUAAAUUCAAAUUAUUUCAUCUUA
Siniperca chuatsi (mandarin fish) is the source of this 4642-nucleotide messenger RNA. Its product is annotated as tubulin-specific chaperone cofactor E-like protein. Gene Ontology annotation, cellular component: nucleus. The record is from RefSeq and is a predicted model, not a curated record. Lineage: Eukaryota; Metazoa; Chordata; Actinopteri; Centrarchiformes; Sinipercidae. The transcript has 8 exons. The coding region runs from base 134 to 1435 and encodes 433 amino acids.